AUGCAACUGGAAGGCAAAGUUGCCCUGGUAACCGGAGGGGCCCGCGGGUUGGGCUGCUCCAUGGCUUUGGCCUACGCUCGCGAGGGAGCGGAUGUCGCCAUUGUAGCCCGCACUCCUUCGGAGCUGGAGGCCGUGGGUUCGGAAAUUCGCGCUCUGGGCCGCCGCGCCCACACGGUCAACGCUGAACUGACCACCAGCGAUGGCGCCAACCGGGCAGCCCUGGAGACCAUCAGCGAGCUGGGGAAGAUAGAUAUCCUGGUCAACAACGCCGGACCUGACCCACUCGGUUACGGUCCUGGACAUUACCGAAGAGGAAUGGCGAUGGUGAUGGAGUCGAACCUGACCACCACUUUCAUGGCCUGCAAGGCGGUCCUGCCCCACAUGAUAGAACGUAGCAGUGGCGUCAUCGUCAACCUGACUUCAAAGAACGUGGCCCGCCGGGGCCGGGCCGGACAGGCGGCCUACGCAGCUUCCAAGGCGGCGGUGGAGCGGCUGAGCGAGUCGCUGGCGGACGAAGUGAAGGACUUUGGCAUCGCCGUAAACAUCCUAGAAACCGGGCGAAAGCCCUGGUUGGGGAGAGAGGGAUUUCGGCAGUAA
Molecule: messenger RNA, 597 nt
Organism: Geodia barretti
Lineage: Eukaryota; Metazoa; Porifera; Demospongiae; Tetractinellida; Geodiidae
Source: the annotation of a GenBank genome assembly